UCUGAUUGUUUGUGUUCGUGCAGAGAUGCUGCUCCUUCAGCAGUAGGUGCUCUUUUACGCAUGAAAUGUGGUUCCAGUCUACUUUCCCUGAUUGUGACAUCACAAAUUGGGACUUUUUUAAAUGGCUUGUUUUAGGCAUGUAAUUCCUAAAGCCAAACGCUGACAGAAAAUUGAUGGAUGGGAUUACUUCAGACUUUGAGACAGUAGAGACCCACAUGGCAGUAGAAAAGGAUGCAAAUGCACCUGGUGGACCAGAUCAGAAGAUUCUAGAUUCUGAGGAACAAGUGGUGGAGUGACAACAUGGACCAGGCAAGCACACCCCCCAAUUACAACGCUGGAAUGAAGCUGGGAUGCUUCGCCUUCCAAAGCGUUGGUCUUUUUCCUCCGCUAAGAGGAUCGGAAAGAAUCCUUUUGCAGGGUUGCAUCAUGGAAGCCAGCAGUCAGCAGAUUCUCUGGAAGGAUGUUGAGGCUAGAAAAGAGAAGAAGAUGAAGCAUCACCCCUACCAGUGGGUGGCUGUCAUCCUGGCUCUGGUGUUCCUGGUUUUGGCUGUCUGUGUUUUCAGUCUGAGAUAUAUGCGGGGCCCCAGUCUGAGGAAGGUUUAUGAUCAAUCCUACAAAGCCGUGUUGAACGGUGUGGAGACGGAGAGCGUGAUGGAGAUUGACCCUAAUGAACGCAUUGAGAUCUUCAGAAUGGGAAACGGGAGUCAGGAAGUCCUCGAGGUUCACGACUUUAAGAACGGGAUCACUGGUAUCCGGUUUGCUGAACAUCAGAGGUGCUACAUCAGGACCCAAACGAAGAAGCUGCCUUCGGUGGCAGAGGUGGAGACAGAGAACGAAGAGUUGCUGGUUCCUGAGUCUGAGGCUGUGAAGGUGGAGGACUCCCGGGUGUGGGUUCCUGCUGAGGAACCCAUCGUUAACCCAGACUUCCUGCUUGACUCCAAGAUCUGGGAGAUUUGCCAGCAGCUGCCUAUCCACUGGAUUCAUCCCUCCCCCAUGACCGAUGCUGAGGAUCAGGAUGAGGACACGCCCGAUGUAGAGGUCGCGGGUCAGCGUUUUGCCCGCAACGUCCUGGACCGCUCUCCAGUAAAUGACUAUAGGGAUGUUGGAAUCGAGCUGGAUCACCGCCUGGAUGACCGCGGCUUCUGCUGUCAGCACUGUCGCCGUGGUUACCGCUACUGUCAACGCUACCACGAGCCCCUGGGUGGAUUCAACCCAUGGCCAUACUACUACCAAGGAGGCCGGGUCAUCUGUCAGAUCGUGAUGCCAUGCAACUGGUGGAUCGCUCGUAUGCUGGGGAGGAUCUGAUGUUUGUGUCGUCUCUGAUGAAUAUUCCAGAAUACCCCCUUUUGAGACCAAAGCAGGGACAUGUACUUUGAUUUUUUUCUUUUUACCAUCAAAAACAAAUCAACCAAACAAGGCAUUUGAAAUGUAAUGAUGCUUUCCUGAAAGGUACAUAUACACUAGAGCAGUGGUUCUCAGUCCUGGUUCUGGAGGACCGGUACCCAGCAUGUUUUAGUCUUAACCCUGCCUCAACACACCUGAUUUCAAUCAGCAGGUGAUUACCAGGCUUCUGCAGAGCCUGAUGAGCUGCUGCAGGUGAUUCAACCACUGAAUCAAGCGUUGCUGCAGGGAAACAAGUAAAAUGUGCUGGAUAGCGGCCCUCCAGGGCCCCUGCAUUUUAGUUCAAUGUAUGUAAUAAUAAUCAAAGUGUAUUGGGUAUUUUAGCCGCUUCUUUGGCUUGCUUCAAUUUUUAUCUUACAAGAUUUAAAGCUAAUAUUGUAUUAACAUGUACAUGCCAUGUAUUUUUUCUUAAAUGUGCUAUAAGGCGUUUUCAGUUUCCAACAGAGCAUAACCUGAUCUAUGUUUACUGGCCUUUUCAGACAGCAAAACAUUGUUUGUUGUUAGUUAAAGUCUAAACAUGCAACAUGGUUUCAUGAGGAGAAAUCAAACCUGCCACUCCAUCGAAUCCCAAAGAGCAAUCCAGAAUGGAGAUCUAAUUGGAUAUCUGUCACUGAAAGGAGGGCUGCAGGGUUAUAACUGUUGAUUUACCUUAUGUAGAGAGUCGUAGCUGAGGUCCAAGGAGGUGAAGAUGUUCAUUUGUGGAGUUUCCAUGAUGUGCAGCCAAAUCAUUGAAGAACUUUACAUUCCUCACCCAACACCAUAAUUAAAUUUCUAUAUUUUUAGAAGUUCCCCUCAAGAAUAGUUGCUACAUGCUUACAGAAGAACGACAACAUGACCAAUUAUCACAUAAUAUUUAGCAAACCUCGACUGCAAACUGCCGUUCAAGAUGGGGGCAAAACAAAUAUCUCUGAGUAGGGCCUUUGGAAUCAGACGUUCAACCAAGAUAUUGUAAACGUAGUCCGCCAGAAGCAGGAAUUGAUGUAGGUGGUGAGGCAACAAGUCAGUCUUAUAUGCUACCUGAAAAUGUCUUUAAGUUCUGUUUAAAUGGUAAAUUUGUAUAGUGCUUUGUUGGGGUUCUAGAACCCCCCCCCCCCCCAAGCACUUCACAACACAUUCAGCCAUCCACCCAUGCACACACACAUUCACACGCUGGUGAUGAUGAGCUACAAUGCAGCCACAGCUGCCCUGGGACGCACUGACCGAGGUGAAGUUGCCAAACACUCCGACCACCACCAGCAGGCAAGGUGGGUUAAGUCUCUUGCCCAAAGACACAACAGCAACGUUCUCUGGUGAGAGCUGGGAUCGAACCUACAACCGUCCGAUUACUGGACAACCCGCUCUGCCUCCUGAGCUAUGGCUGCCCAAAGGCCCCUAUGGCAGCAUUGGGAUACUUUCAGCCCAGGAGCUUGCACAGUUAUGAAAAAUGUAGAUGUAAAAUCAGGACUCUUUCAUGAGAUCAACAACAGACCACCCUUAUAAAAUGAUCCAGUCGAAACUUAUAAAGCUUGCAAAGUUGUUGGAGAUUUGUUGGGCUGCAUCACUCUCAAAGGAUUUUUUUCUCCAACCAUCAACAUGGAUCAAACGAUUUUAACACAACCCUGUCCGCGAGCGACACCUUCUUAUCAGAGUCUAACUUCUGUUAUAAAGUAAUAUUGUUUUUCUUGCAUUUAUCCCGCUAAAACGUUUCAAAGCUCGUAAACAGAAUUGUAGGCAGUUGUUUUACUGGGCUGCAUGAGAUUGCAUUGCAUGAAAUAUUCCCAGUAAAAUGUUCUGUUGUUACUUGUUUUCUUUGGUGUGUUUUUUUUUCUCUGUUUACUAAAUUAGAAAGUUUUUGGAAUACACCAAAAGCAAAAACUUCAAAUGGCAAAAACAUUCACAGGAGAAAGAAUCAACAGGAAGAGAAAUUUCAGAAUCCAAGAGACAAAAAAAGAUGCUCUAGGAAAAGGUUCCCAAACAAGUUAGUUCUUUUUUAACACUGAGAUAACACGUAAGACGAAUCAGCUAAAAAAUUCUUUAAAUGACAUAUUAAACGCAUGGAGUCAUGAACUACGGAAACUGAACAUGCUGACGCCUCAGCCUCUCCGACUUUGACUUCAUGUUUUUGUGUCAACUCCUGGUUUCUGUUGCCGUGUCGUUAAACUCACAUACUGUAAUUAAAGAUGCACCAACGUCAGCUGUCUUUUGUGAUGCACUGACUGAUGUGUUAUCCUCCUUUGUUUUCACGACUGCAGCAAAACGCUUAAAAUAGUGCUCCUGUUAAAACGUUCCUCCUCUCUGCUGAGGCGAUUCUAAUCUGCAACAAUGCAUCUCGACGUGUUGAGCUGAAAUGACUCAUCUGCAAAUAACAGAUAAGCAAGUGAGAUAUGCAUUUGUAAUUGAUGUUCUGUCAUCACAAUAACAAGGUGCAUAAGCACCCAAGAGAAUGGAAGCUUGGGGGGGUGGAGCUUUGAAGUCUUCUGUAUGUCUCUAUUGCUUUUCUUGUUUCUCCAAUUAAAAUUUCAUUGUAUGAAUAAUCUCA
Molecule: messenger RNA, 3919 nt
Organism: Nothobranchius furzeri (turquoise killifish)
Lineage: Eukaryota; Metazoa; Chordata; Actinopteri; Cyprinodontiformes; Nothobranchiidae
Gene: tnmd
Product: tenomodulin
Biological process (GO): negative regulation of angiogenesis; negative regulation of endothelial cell proliferation
Source: RefSeq, a predicted model, not a curated record